AUGGCCAGUAGAUAUCGAACUGAGAAUGUAACUCUAAAGCACUCUGCUUUCUCACCUUCAAUUUCUGGCCUGAUCCACAGGAAGGUCUCAGUUGGUGUUGGCAAUGACGCGGUGUUAUUCGCGGGUAUUUCAUUGGUGUUCGGAAUCGCAUUGAGGCAUCUACUUAAAGGAACUAGAGUUCCUUAUACAGCUGCUCUGCUCGUUCUCGGCAUCGCCAUGGGAUCACUAGAAUAUGGAACAAACCAUGGGUUAGGAAAGGUUGGUGAUGGAAUCAGGAUGUGGGUAAAUAUUGACCCUGAUCUUUUUGUUAGCUGUUUUUCUCCCUGCUCUUCUUUUUGA
Messenger RNA from Lactuca virosa, 339 nucleotides. The record is from the annotation of a GenBank genome assembly. Lineage: Eukaryota; Viridiplantae; Streptophyta; Magnoliopsida; Asterales; Asteraceae.